Messenger RNA from Ipomoea nil (Japanese morning glory), 708 nucleotides. RefSeq names its product exonuclease 3'-5' domain-containing protein 2-like. Gene Ontology annotation, cellular component: cytoplasm; nucleus. NCBI's taxonomy places the organism in Eukaryota, Viridiplantae, Streptophyta, Magnoliopsida, Solanales, Convolvulaceae. The transcript has a single exon. The record is from RefSeq and is a predicted model, not a curated record. Bases 1 to 708 code for a protein of 235 amino acids. Gene Ontology annotation, molecular function: 3'-5' exonuclease activity; nucleic acid binding. Gene Ontology annotation, biological process: nucleobase-containing compound metabolic process.
AUGAUGAUUCCACCCAGACACAGACGCCGCAGACAAGUCCAGAAUUUUGAGUUUCAACCCAGACUCAGUCUCAGACGCAGAUGCUUCUCUGGGCUACAACACCAAGUCCAGUUUCACGGCAUAAACUUCAGCGUCACCGUGACAAAUAGAGCCGCUGAGGUUGAUCAAUGGGUCAACGAGGUCGUCUACAACAACCACCAUGUCCUCCACAGCCUCAUCCUCGGUCUUGACAUCGAGUGGCACCCGUGUCUUGCAGGGGAAGACGACAACCCGGCCGCCACUCUCCAGCUUUGCGUCGGGAAAAGCUGUCUGAUUUUUCAACUUUUGCACAAGGACUACACUCCCCAUUCUCUCCUCGCCUUCCUGGCUAAUCUCCGAUUCACCUUCGUCGGCGUUGGGGUCCGAGAUGACGCCGAGAAACUCCUCCGGGACCACGGGUUGGUGGUGGAAAACGUUGCGGAUUUGCGGUGGGUGGCCGCGGGGGUUUACGACUCAGAGCGGUUUAUGAGGAUGGGGUUGAAGAGAAUGGCGUGGGAAGUUCUGGGAAGGGUGAUGGAGAAGCCAUUAGAAGUGACUCUCAGCGAUUGGGAUGCCAAGACUCUUACCUUUCCGCAAAUUGAAUAUGGUUCGAUUGAUGCAUUUGUUUCUUUAGAAAUUGGUAUCAAUUUGUUCUUACAGAGCAGAUUAAGUAGAGUUGUUUUGUAUUAA